AUGCCACUCAAGUACAACAAAGUCCUCAUCAUCGGCGCUACAUCAGGCAUCGGCCUCGCCUACGCCGAGAAAACCGUCCAGGAUGGCAAGCAAGCCAUCAUUGUGGGCAGAAGAAAGGAAAACCUGGACGAGUUCGUCUCGAAGCACGGCAGCGACAGAGCCUUCCCCAUCGUCUUCGACAUCACCGACCUCCAGGGCAUCCCCAAGUUCGCAGACGAUGUAACGAAGAAACACCCCGACCUAGACUGCGUCAUCAUCAACUCCGGCAUCCAGCGUGGCUUUAACUUCGCGAAACCCGAAACAGUCGAUCUGUCGCUGUUAGAGAUGGAGUUUACCACGAACUACACGUCCUACAUCCACCUGACUAAAGCCUUCAUCCCGUUCCUGCAGAAGCAAGACAAGGAGACUGCGCUUGUGUACACGUCUUCGGGCCUUGCGCUGGUCCCCUUGAUGAGCCGCCCGAACUACUCUGCCACCAAGGCUGCGCUGCACCACUUUGUCCUCUCUCUUCGCGAACAGCUGAAAGAUGGCCCUGGACAAAUCAAGGUAGUGGAGAUCUUUCCGCCGGCAGUGCAGACAGAGCUGCACGAUGCGAAGCACCAGCCGGACAUUCCGAAUGGAAGGCAGAUGGGGAUGCCGCUGGAUGAAUUUACGGAGACGAGCUGGAAAAGGUUGGCAGAGGGCAAGGAGCAGAUACCCGUAGGUUUUGUGGAGGGGGCAUUCGACAAGUUUGAGAAUGCAAGGCAGGAGGCGUUCUCAUUCAUGACAAAGCAGGUGAGGGAGAGGGGGCAUUGA
Molecule: messenger RNA, 795 nt
Organism: Didymosphaeria variabile
Lineage: Eukaryota; Fungi; Ascomycota; Dothideomycetes; Pleosporales; Didymosphaeriaceae
Exons: 1
Coding region: 1-795 (264 amino acids)
Molecular function (GO): oxidoreductase activity
Source: RefSeq, a predicted model, not a curated record